AUGACGAUCAUCGAAAUUGAAGUGAUAUUCGACUUUGUCUGUGCGUGGUGCUACAUUGGCAAGCGCAAACUAGAUCACGCCAUCUCGCUCUACCAAAAGACCUACCCAGGUGGAAAGAAGGACGCCUUCUACAUCACGUGGAAGCCAUACUAUCUGCACUAUAACCCGCAUCCUCACAGCGUCGAUAAGAGCGAGGUGGCGAAAUUCAGGUUGAGCGACAUGUCGCCAGAAAGGCAAGCUGCAUUGACACAGCGAAUGGAGCAGAUUGGCCGCUCCGUCGGCGUCAAUUUCAAGUGGGGAGGCAAGAUCGGCCCUGGCACGCGUGAUGCGCAUCGACUUGUGCGUUUGAGCCGGCCGGAAGACGCCAGUGUGCAGAGUGCAUUGAUCGAUGGUCUCUUUGCGGCGUAUCACGAGCUUGAGCGGGACAUUUCUGACACCGAAAUUCUUCAAAUGUUGCGACUGGCGCUGGUAUGA
Colletotrichum aenigma is the source of this 474-nucleotide messenger RNA. RefSeq lists its product as uncharacterized. Bases 1 to 474 code for a protein of 157 amino acids. The transcript has 2 exons. The record is from RefSeq and is a predicted model, not a curated record. NCBI's taxonomy places the organism in Eukaryota, Fungi, Ascomycota, Sordariomycetes, Glomerellales, Glomerellaceae. Gene Ontology annotation, molecular function: oxidoreductase activity.